ACAGCCCAUUUUGAACUGACGCCUACUUUGUCAUAGCGUAGCUGCCUGCUCUCUACUAUCAAAACAAGAAGAAAAGCAAUGACAAGAAAAUGAAGUGACCCUCUGUUGGUGAUUAGAUGAUUAUAUUGGAUUCAGAAGCGACACUGAGCUCAUUUGACUGAUAAAUGUUAGUAUUCGGGCUGACGUACGGCUGGUGACUAGAUAUAAGGUAUUUAACUAAAACACAUGUUUGGUUGUCGUCGAGUGGGUACAAACGCAGCAUGUUUGUCGCCUGACGGCGUAUGAUUUGGGCUUUAAAGAGGCGGGUUAGCCUCCGGAAUUUCCAGUAAUGGCCUCAUCGCUGGGUUUCUUCACCGGUCCCGAGGUGCUGGAGGACGUGAACCACGCUCAGGGUUUGGUGAACGAGCUGAAACUGAUGUACGACUGCCGGUUGCUCGGCGACGUUACCAUCGGGGUCGAGUGUGAGGAGGGGGAGGUGUCGCUGGAGCCCGGCGGGGGAAGAGGAGUUGACGUGGGUCAAGUGUUUCUGUGUAGCCGCAACGUCCUGGCCGCUGCCAGCCCCUACUUUAAGAGCAUGUUCACGGGCGGGCUGAACGAGAGCGCCCAGGAGAGGGUGCUCAUCCGCGGCGUGGACCCUGAGUCCAUGUCGGUCAUCAUCGAUUACUGCUACACGGGCAGGGUGACCAUCACGGAGAGCAACGUGCAGAGGCUGUACGCGGCGGCCAACAUGCUGCAGCUGGAGUACAUUAGGAAAGCCUGCUCCGGCUUCAUGACCAGGAGGCUGGAUCCUUCCAACUGUGUGGGGAUGCUGAAAUUUGCAGACACCUACGACAAUCCAGAACUGAAGGAGAAUGCCCAAGCCUUCAUAGCCAGGAACUUCAACCAGGUGUUUAAUGGAGGGGAGCUCUGCGAGCUGAACUCGGAUCAGUUUAAACAGCUGUUGUCUCUGGAUACUUUGGACGUGGACUGUGAGAAGACUGUCUGUUCUGCAGCUAUUCAGUGGCUGGAGGUGAACGCACCGGUAGAUGAAGAGGAUGCCUUGCAGGUGCUGAAGUGUGUGCGCUGGAACUUGUUCAGCGAGAAGGACAAGUGUUACCUGGAGAGCCUCAUGGCUAGGCCUUUAAUCGAGACAUGCCUGGCAUCUUUUUUCAGCGGGUCAGCAGAAGAUAUCUGCGUGAUGUCUGCUCCUCUGGACAUACCAAAACACAGAAUAGGUGUGAGCGCAAAAGAGAUGAUUCUCUUCUUUGGCCUACCCAACGACAACAUAAUGUGCUGCGACCCUUACUCAGAGGACCUUAAUUUCAUGGCUCCGCCUUUAGAAGAUCUCAGCAGUCAAGAUUAUAAACGCUCCACCAUGGAGUCUCUUAUUGCCUGUGCCACUCAUGAUAACAACUUGUAUUUAGCUUCUCACCUUUCCAAACACUUCUGGCUGUACAAUCCUGUCCUCAACAGCUGGCAAGAGUUGGCAGAGAGGCUGCUGGGCAGAAUCCACUCAGGGAUGGGCUAUCUUAAUGGCCAUGUGUACCUUCUUGGAGGAAGAAAUCCAGUUACAGAUGCCAGAUUAAAGGAGGUAGAGUGUUACAGCAUCCAGAGGAACCAGUGGACAUUCGUGGCCCCUCUGCCUCACUCUUUGGGUAAAAUGCAAGUGGUGGCUCUGAAUGAUCACCUGUACGUGGUCAACAAAAGGAGAAUGCUCUGCUAUGACCCUAAGAGAAACCGCUGGCGCCACUGCGGAUCGCUCAGAAGAGACAAGCUUCACAAGGCCUGCGUCUUCCAGGACCAGAUCAUCUGCGUGUGUGACAUCCCCGUGGUUAAAGCCUACAGCCCCACAAGAGGGGAGUGGAAGAGGCUGGGGGACAUUCCAAUCGACAGCCGAGCACUGAACUACCAGGUAAUCCAGCACAGCGGCAAGCUGCUGCUCCUCACGCAGACGCUGCUGCAGCACAACAAGAACAGGGUCCUUAUCCAUGAGUAUGAUCCUGCUCGGGAUGCGUGGAAGAACAUCAUGGCGGUCUAUGUGUCCACUCUGGGACCGGUGUGCGUGUCAACACGUGUGUACCCAGCGUGCCUCGGGUCUGCUCACAGCUUCUCCACAGAGGAGGACGAUGACAGCGGCUCCAGCGCCGACUGGGACCUGGAUGGGUUAACGGAUGUGGACUCUGAUUCUGGCAGCUCGAGUUCGUUCUCAGAUGAGAACUGGUAGUGAACACAUGUCCCCUUUAUAAAAAGAAGUGUUUAUGUAUAAUUUAUAUUUGUUUGCCAUGCGUGAUGUUAUUUUAGUGUUAAAGCAGUCAUUUACCUUGAAGACAUAAGUUAAGGAUUGGAAGAACGUUUUUCCUGUUUCAUCCAGUUACAGCUUUAUAUCAUUUUUAGAUUAGGUAAAUACAAUGAAAAGCUCAAUGUAACGCCACGCACCACUGCAAAAAUGUGUUGUUUUCUGUGUACAGCAGUGUCCUGCAAAAGUAGUCACAUUGAUUAGACUUUCAUAAGUCACAUUACAGCCACAAACGUCUGUGGAUUUGUUUUUUGAUUUAUAUGACAAAAUAUAUGAAUUGUAAAGGAAAAGAAACAUGGUUUUGUGUUUUACAAAUAACAUUCUGAAGAGUGUGGCACGCAUUUACAUUCAGUCCCUGUAAGGUGAACCUCCACCCCAGCCUCAAGUCUUCAGCAGCCUCUAACAGACCUUCCUGUAUUUAGGGUCAUUCAUUUUCCCAUGAACUCUGGCCAGUUUUCCCACCUCUGCUGAAGAAAAGGAUCCCCACAGCAUCAUGCUGCCUGCACCAUGUGUCGCUGUGUGCAUGGUGUGUUCAUGGUGGUGUGCAGUGUUGGUUUUCCUCAACACAUGGUGUCUAGAUGGUUUCUGGCAAACUGUCAGCGAGACAGUUUGCUGCAGUUUUUUUAACCAUGCCUUUAAUCUGGCAUUGCUCUCAUAAAAGACAGAUUUGUGGAGUUUAUGACAAUUAAUUGUUGUGUGAACAGAUUCUCCCACCUAAGCUGUGAAUCUCUGCAUCUCUAGAGUUACCAUAAUCCUCUUGGCUGCUUCUCUAAUGAGAAUCUUGUCCGUUUAGGUGAGUGGUCAUGAUCAUUCACUCAGCUGUUUUUCUCCAGAGAUUAAAUUACACACAGGUAGACCCUGUUGUCUAAAUAAGUGAUUUCUAAAUGCAGUUGAUUAGACUGAGUUUUAUUUGGGGGUCUUAGAGUAAAGUGAGAUGAAUACCACACCACACUGUUUAGAUCUCAAUGUAGGACACAUUUGGAUACCCCUCUUGUCUUUUUGCUUUUACACUUAAUUUCUAUAAAAGGUUCACAGGGUAUGAAUACAUUUGCAAUGCCUUUUAUAUCUCUGUUUCUAUAAGCUAUGGAUCUUUUGUAAGGUGAGAUGUAGGAAAAAAAUGGAAAUGUUUGUAGUAGAGAUGUCCACUCAACAAUGCUUCCCUGGAAUGAUAUCUUUUCCUCGCCACAACCUGAGACGUCUUUCUCAGCACUUCAAUCAUACGUGUUCUUCCUGCUUUUUAAAGGACAAAUCAGUUUUGUCCUUUUAAAAAGAAAGUAUCUUAAACAAAGUCAUAGUUCAAUCUCGAACAAGCUCUGCUCAGUUAGGACUCAUUAUAUCACUGGAUGAUGUCUGAUUAAGCUGUUAAUUAUUCAUAUUUUACAUUUCUGUUAUAUGACUAAGAUGUAACAAGACUAAAUACAUACAAAAGUGACAUAAUAUGAAGUGUGGACUUCCCACAUUUAAAUGAUGAGUUUUAGUAGAAACCGUUCAGAAUCCUUCAGUUUCAUGCUUUAUGCUUAAAGAGCUCAGAUGUUUUCCAAAUCACAGUUUGCAAAGCACCAGACGUCAUUAGGCUCCACCAGAGCUGUGGGAGACACUAUCUGUAAGAAGAUCGCACAUGCCAACUAUUUCUCCUAUUUAUUAUUAUUAUUAAAUUAAAAUCUAAUGACACAUUUGUUAUAAAAUUAUUGUUUAACUUGAAUGUACGUUCACCCGCCUGCUACAGAUUAAGUGUAAAAUUAUGAUGUUGAAGUCUGGGAGCUUAAGUGCCUUUUGUUUAUGAGUUCAAACACAACUGGACUAACCGGGCUUUUUUUAUAUGCUGAUGAUGUGAUGCUGCGCUCAGCCAAGGUUGUGAAAUCUUUUUAGUUUGAAACCAUAAAGCCAGUUUUUGGUGCAUUCUCUCAGGUUUGGGCUUCUGCAAAAGCCUCCUCGCCAUGUUCCACUUUCCUUUUAAUUGUUUUGAUUCUGAGUGGGUUAUUUUGUGAUGUGAAUUCAAAUUUACGUGUUUUGUGUAUGGGUAGUUCAGUAUCUGCAUUCCAAAAAGAAACGAGAAUACUCUGUUUUGUUUUCUGAGCGGUAUUUGGGCCAAUAACCUGGGGAAAGUUGGACACCAAACUGCUUUUGGGAGCAUGAAAUUGGUGAAAUGCAAAACUAAGAAGCAACUUCAGCUAAAAAAGAUCAUGAUGUGGAGAUGAAUCCGUAUUUAUGUCAGCAGACAACCAUGCAACAUUAGUAACAGCAGGAUUUAUUUUAUCCAAGGGGUGCAAAAUGAUGUGUAGGCUUGACUCUACAGUUUAAAAGGACAAGAAUGGAGUUACUUGUCAUUAGGAGGCGUUUUUGUUGUAUAUGUCAAAAUAAACAUCCGUGUCCAGUACAUUGGAAAAAAAUGUU
This is a messenger RNA of Girardinichthys multiradiatus, 4669 nucleotides long. It is a transcript of the gene kbtbd7, whose product is annotated as kelch repeat and BTB (POZ) domain containing 7. NCBI's taxonomy places the organism in Eukaryota, Metazoa, Chordata, Actinopteri, Cyprinodontiformes, Goodeidae. The record is from RefSeq and is a predicted model, not a curated record. The coding region runs from base 329 to 2203 and encodes 624 amino acids. Gene Ontology annotation, molecular function: protein binding. The transcript has a single exon.